ACGUUAAACGAAAACAAAGCAGGGCGCCUUCAUCUUCUCUCCAGGGUUUCCUGUCCUGUUUUGCCUAUAAUCUAAGGCUAGGAAUUUGUUUUUAUCUCCAGAGUUAGAUUUAUGCCAUGCUUUACGACGAAAUACAAAUAAGGGAGACCGUCAAAUCUAAUGCCUCCUAAGAGCAAAGAUUGUCAAAGAGUUUAUCAGAGCGAAGUUAUUUUCUGUUAUGUUGAAAACGAGCUACAAGUUAUAGUUCAGUUUCAAACAGCGGUUAUAUAUGAGGAAUCGCGCAUAGAUUGUUACUUUUCUGUUUAUUUUCCGGAAAUUACUUUUUGGACGUGACAGUUGCAGUAUUAGGUCAUUCGUGCGCGCUCACCUUCCGUACCAUCUUUUUUAUAGAAAGGCAGUAUUUUUCAUCUCAGUUGGUUAUUUUUUGAUGGUGUUUGAAAUAAAUGAACAAAAUAACAACACCGGGCAUAGAAGAGAUUAAACCCAGGUUUUUAUUUUAAAAGCGAAAUCGGUGAAAUCGGAAAUGAACGGGUUUCAGUCCAGUCCAGCGGAUUGUCCGGCUGGAAGCGUCUGUUCUAUUGAAGGUUUGCCUCCGUUACCUAAAGGACUGAGCGGUAUCCUAAACUCGAGCGGAGGGUCCUGGAGGGACAUUGAGAAGGUCUACAGCAAGAGGACGCGCAUCCAGGCGGACAUCAGCAAGUCCAGAGUGAGCGACUGUCUUGGCCGCAGUAAACCCGCGAGCCUUGACGCAGCGCUGGCCGUGCUGCGCAAAGAGAUGGUUGGACUUCGACAGUUAGACAUGUCCUUGCUGUGCCAGUUGUGGUCUGUUUAUGAGUCCAUACAGGAAUACAAAGGAGCUUUCCAGGACAUUUCCUCCUCUUUGUGUGAGAGCUCCUUCAACACCGAAAAUGGUUAUUCUGAAGAUGAAGAGGAGGAAGAUGAAGAUGAAAGGGAGAGUGGGGAGACGCUGUUAUCACUUCCUCAGCCCACUCAAAACUCCCGUGACCAGUGGAUCAAAGACUCCUUCCACAUCCCCAUUUAAAUGAAGCAUGUGCUCUCUCAGCUACAGUAUGAAUCCCAUCUCCCAUGAUCCUCAUCAAUAUAAACUGUCAAACAUGACCCCAUUGUUUGAAGGAUUCUAUAAGCAUCAAAAUGAAACAAGGCCUUUAUUUUUGUAGGAUAUUAUUACAAUGGUGACUGCAAGUUUGUUUCAGGGGAACCAUGAAAAGCCGCUUUUUCACUGCCUGUAAAGUCAUAAAGACCGGAUGAGGACUGACAGGAAGAGGAUGUUGUAGCCAGAAACAGUGCGGUCUAGGAUGUUCAUUAUAUUAUGUAGAUUUGUCAAUGUAUUAUCACUUGCCAGAUACUUUUUUAAAAUUAUACAAUAGUAUUUUUUUCA
Molecule: messenger RNA, 1399 nt
Organism: Sinocyclocheilus rhinocerous
Lineage: Eukaryota; Metazoa; Chordata; Actinopteri; Cypriniformes; Cyprinidae
Product: protein FAM89B-like
Exons: 2
Coding region: 524-1042 (172 amino acids)
Source: RefSeq, a predicted model, not a curated record